GCGGAUUCAAUUCAGCCAUGAAAUUCUUACCACUAUGGAUUAUACUUGCUAUAUACCUGACGCAUGCAUCUGCAUCUUUUGAAACACAAAGUGGUGACUGCUCGAUUGGGAACUAUCUCCUGGUUAGUCGGGAACAUCAUUACCCAAACUGUCCAUUACUGUUGCGGUUAAACACCCCAUGGCCUGUUAACUCUCAUGAACUUUGUUUCUCAAAAGCCUGCGAGCUACAAGGGAAUGUGGUUCAUCAUAGACGGAACAGGCAUUGCUUUAUCUAUAGAUGUCCAUCAAAUGCAGCUGGCACUGACUGGGACUACAAAUGGAGACGACGAGGUGAGUGGGGAGUUGUAUAUGCUAAACCCCAUCCAUAUACUCCUAGAUGCUAUAACUCAUAUUUCAUGCGGCGAACAUGGAAUAGGUGGCGAAGUGUAAGAUCAAAUUGUUUUAUAAUGGGAGCCAAUGCUCCUGUUACGAAUCAACAGGCAUGCAUGAGAUUUGGAUGCGACCAGAAUGCAAAUGUUUUUGACUAUUUCCUGAAUAACAGAGGCUGUAUAGUAUACCACUGCAAGUGGAACUCCAGAACGGGUGACUAUUUUUUCCACUUUUCCCAAACAGAUGAACAAGUUGAGACCUACAGUCUCUCCCAUACGGAACAAUGUAACGUUACCUUUCCAUCAAUCCCAAUUCCAUCACCAUUCAGUUAUUCAAACUCUUGCCCAAUGACUGGAGUUUUCCCCUCUGAAGAUCACCAACUGUCUGACAUCCUUUGUCUCUCUGGCUCGAACAGUUUCAUGGAGACAUCAAUGGACAAUGCAUUAAGGAGCUACAGGUGCUUGAGUAACAGUGAAGGCACAGAGUGGGGUUUGUACAACCAAAACACUUGUUUCCCUCGAUAUGACCUGAACAAUAGUAGCCCUGAUAAUAACAUUACCAGCAUGUUUGUUCUUCCCUUUCCUGGGACACCAAAUUGCAAGGGAUCACAGUUUGUCCUUACAAGGCUGAAACAGCACUGUGUCAUGUCUAUGUGUGAUGCUAUAGCAAGAAAAUCUGUAGUUGACCUCAGAGAAUGCAUGAAAGAAGCAUGCACAAAUGGUGCCAAUGUCAUUAACUAUAUCACUAACACUUCAUAUGAUUCAAGUUCUUUAUGUGAUAUGAGAAUAUGUAACAAGAGUAGUGAAAUCACCAAUGGGGAGUAUGUAAACAUGUAUGAACUCUGGUUAGGUGAUGCUUUUAUCAAUAAUGGGCUAGGAUUUGAUGUUUAUAUAUUGUAUUAUGAUACCAACUCGUCCUCCUCAACUAAGACGCCAACACUGACAUCAAUGACAACGCCAAAGGCUACAACAACAUCAAUAUAUCCAACAACAACCCUGUCAAAACUGACCACUGAACAGACAAUGACUUCCACUAUUGAAAACAUAACUGAGAUCCCUGAAGCUUCCACAAACUCUCAAGAAAACAGAGAAGUCCUGAGAUACCAGCAACAGAAUCACAGGUUGAGAAUUGCCACUAUCGUACUUGGGAAUCUACUGCUUCUUUCUCUUGUUGGAAUCGCAAUCAUCUUUAUUGUGCUUAGGUUGCGACGAAGGAAGUUAAAUGAGCCAAAUGUGACAUUUGAAAAUGCUCCAUCAAAUUCCAACAUCGAUGACAACUCAGCAGAUAUUAAUGCCACAGAAGGUGAGACAUCUAUCCAUAAAAGGCCAAGGGAACAUGGACGUAACUUUUACAAAUAUGAUAAUGAUAAAACUGCACCUGAUGAGAGAGUAACAAAUGAACACACAAUGGGAGAAAAGGGGCAUGGUCACCAUGAUGACAUCUCCCAUAUUGAGCCAAUCCCAAGAAUCCCAAUCCUUGCCACCACAAAGACGGGGAAACAUAAUCCAAAGGGCAAGACACGUAAAGAUGACACAUUUGAAAAUCAAGAAAAACAUGAUCUUAAAGGCCCUUACUCUUACGACAAUGAGCUGAAUGUACAAAAUACAAAGCAAGAUGACACCUAUGAAAACCAAGCCAUGGGCCUAGAUGAAGACGAUGUAUAUUCCAUAAUACCAGCAGAUGAAAAGAAGACAAAAGGGACAGAUGAUGAUGGCUAUGAAGGGCUGCGAAAGAAUGCAGCAGGUCCUACUAAGAAAUAUCAGAUUAACACACAUAUGGGCCUAGCAAAUAAGCCUGCAGAUGCUGCGAUUUCUGGGCAUGAUCCGAUGAAUCCAAUUGCCCAAGAUAAGCCUCAGAACAUGAAAAGGUUGAGGAAAGUGAAACCUAAUAUCCCAAUGCGCCCUAGUUUAGGCAAAGACUAUUGACUUGAUUGUAAGCUAAAUGCUUUAACAUGAAGGUAGUAAAUCAUGACAUUAAUAGAAACAAUACAACAUUAUUUCAUCUGAACAUUUAAAUUCUGAUGAGUGGAGGGUUGUAGUAAUAUCCAUGCUAUUGUAAUGGAGUCACUGGAAAAAUGCCAAGGCGGGCAAGAUAUCUAUUAUGCCCCUUCUUAAUCAAUCUUUUGAGUGUGCUACAAUGUAGUACAUACAUUUUUAGAACUUUUGAUUUUUCUAGAAACUCGAACGACUUCCUUCCAGCUAUACACCAAACGAAAAAGCAUUUUUCAAAAUGGCCACCUCCUUGCCAAAAUGUCAUAAGACAGUGUGCCAUACUUAUGAGUAUUCACAUAUCAAAUAUGAACAAAUCGCUCUAUUA
This is a messenger RNA of Owenia fusiformis, 2685 nucleotides long. The record is from the annotation of a GenBank genome assembly. NCBI's taxonomy places the organism in Eukaryota, Metazoa, Annelida, Polychaeta, Sabellida, Oweniidae.